AUGGCGACUGCUAAAAUUCAUUUCAAACCAUAUUUCGAUGAGGUUCUCGCUGCUGAAGCUCUCGAGAAGGCUUUGAGAAACAAAGAGAAGCUGAAAGUUCUAGAAAUUCUUGUAUCUGUCAAUAACACUCAACGGCAAAUGAUUCGAACCCCGUAUAAAACUCGUUACGGAAAAGAUUUGGAAGAAGAAAUCAAGAAAGUCUUCUCUGGAGAUUUCGAAGAUUUUCUCGUUGCUCUUCUCCAAACUCCAACAAAAUUGGAUGUAACCGAAUUAAAUAGAGCUGUCAAAGGUUUGGGAACAAACGAAAAGAAUUUAAUCGAGAUUCUGACAACUAGAACAAAUGAAGAGAUUGAGGCGACAAAAAAUACCUACUUUACGACUUAUGGAAAGUCUCUUGAAGACGCAAUUUCUGCUGACACUUCUGGAGAUUUCCGACGUCUUCUUAUAAUUAUUCUCCAAGCAAAAAGGGAGGAAACUGGUUUUGCAAACACGUUUAAUGUGGGAAACCAUGCUGCUCAAAUACUGAAAAGUUUCGAUAAGAAAUCAGGAAUCGAAAAGUUUGACGCCUUCAAGAUCUUCGCAACAUCGAAUGGGGCACAUAUUCAAAAAGUUAUCGAAGAAGUAGAAAGACAAUCAGGAAAGGAUUUCCAGAAGAUUGUUGAUAAGGAAUUGAGUGGAGAUUUCAAGAAUUUGAUACUUUCACUUAUCGAAACAUCGAGCAACAAACCGAGAUUUUUGGCUAAUUCAAUUCAUUUGGCCACUAAAGGAAUCGGAACUCGAGACAAGGAUCUCAUCAGAAUUCUGGUUGCAAGAUCUGAGAACGAUUUAGUUCUAAUUGAGCAUGAAUUCCAAGUCCUUUUCGGAAAACCGUUGACUCAGCUAAUCAAAGAUGAGUGUAAAGCCGAAUACCGUGAUGGUCUGACGAUGCUUGUCAAGGGAAAUUCCCGGCCUUAA
This is a messenger RNA of Caenorhabditis remanei, 954 nucleotides long. RefSeq lists its product as uncharacterized. Bases 1 to 954 code for a protein of 317 amino acids. Gene Ontology annotation, cellular component: cytoplasm. Gene Ontology annotation, molecular function: calcium ion binding; calcium-dependent phospholipid binding; heparan sulfate proteoglycan binding. The record is from RefSeq and is a predicted model, not a curated record. The transcript has 6 exons. NCBI's taxonomy places the organism in Eukaryota, Metazoa, Nematoda, Chromadorea, Rhabditida, Rhabditidae.